ACCGGCGCCGGUGCCCAAGGAGCGAGAAGGCGGCUGGCGCGGCGACCAUGAGCGGGCACGUCGGGGACUUGAGCGCCAAGCAAGAGGCGGCGCUGGCCAAGUUCCGUGAGAAUGUUCAAGAUAUCUUACCAGGUCUUCCAGCGCAGGACGAUAACUACUUGUUGAAAUGGCUCCGAGCCCGAUGUUUUGACCUGCAAAAGUCGGAAGCCAUGAUCAGGAAGCAUGUGCAGGUGCGCAAGUAUAUGGAUUGUGACCACAUUAAGGAAUGGGAAGCCCCAGAGGUCAUCCAGAAGUACAUGUCUGGAGGCACCUGUGGCUUCGAUCGGGAGGGCUACCCGGUUCGCUACGAGAUCGUUGGGACCCUCGAUCCCAAAGGACUGCUCUUCUCUGUUUCGAAACAGGACUUCCUCAAAAAAAAAUUCCAGGACUGCGAAUUUAUGCGGGACAUAUGCAACGAACAGAGCAAAAGACUGGGGAAAACAAUUGACAACAUCAUAAUGGUUUAUGAUUUUGAAGGGCUCGGUUUGAAGCAUCUUUGGAAGCCGGGCGUUGAUGUCUACAUAGAGCUUCUUGCCAUGUUCGAAGAUAACUUCCCCGAGUGCCUUAAACAUUUAUUUGUCAUUAAAGCUCCAAGACUGUUCCCCAUAGCUUACAACAUGGUGAAGCACAUUCUGAGUGAAGAUACCCGGAAGAAGUUAAUUAUCUUGGGAGCAAAUUGGAAGGAAGACUUGCAAAAAUACAUUGACCCUGCAGAGAUCCCCAUGAUGUAUGGGGGGACUCUCACAGACCCCGAUGGGAACCCCAAAUGUGAAUCCAAGAUAUGCCUCGGCGGAGACGUCCCCCCAAAAUACUACGUGCGAAAUCAGCUGAAGCAAAAAUAUGAGCAUUCGUUAAUGGUGAAUCGGGGUUCUUCCCAGCAGCUGGAAUACGAGAUCCUUUUUCCGGGCUGCAUCUUGAGGUGGCAAUUCAUGUCCGAAGGGUCCGAUAUAGGUUUUGGUGUCUACCUGAAGACCAAGACGGGGUCCCACCAGCACGCCGGGGAGAUGACUGAGGUGCUCUCCAACCAGCGCUACAACGCACACCUGGUCCCUGAGGACGGCACCCUCACCUGCUCGGAUGCUGGAAUCUAUGUCCUCCGCUUCGACAAUACCUACAGCUACCUCCACGCCAAGAAAAUCAGCUACACGGUGGAGGUUUUACUCCCCGAUAAGAAGUGGGAAGAGAAGAUCCAGAAUUUGGAUGAACAGACUCAGAAGGUGGAGAACAACCACGCGUGAUGAAGAUGGCAUCUCCGGCGGGCCUCUGCCCCGGGGAGUGGGGGGGCGGGGAGUGGCAGGGGUGAGCACCACCCUCAAAGGUCUUUUUUGGGGGCGGAAUUCUUGCUUGGGUGGUCAGGGGGCUUCGGGACUUCCAACAGUGUUGCCAGCGGAUGGAGAAAUGGUCCCUUGAA
Pseudonaja textilis is the source of this 1450-nucleotide messenger RNA. RefSeq names its product SEC14 like lipid binding 2 (gene SEC14L2). Gene Ontology annotation, cellular component: cytoplasm. The record is from RefSeq and is a predicted model, not a curated record. NCBI's taxonomy places the organism in Eukaryota, Metazoa, Chordata, Lepidosauria, Squamata, Elapidae.